AUGCCAUUGCGGCUGUUGUGUCUCCACGGCUGGGGGACAAGCGAGAAGAUCCUGCGCUCCCAACUGAGCGGGCUUAUUGCGGAUUUGCAGCGGGAUAAUACAGUGACAUUUCACUUCCUCGAAGGCGAGGUCGACUCAGACGCCGGUCCAGGCAUUGCAGGCUACUAUGAUGGUCCGUAUUACAGCUACUAUAGAUUUCCGAGAACUUUCUCUGCCGAAGACGAUGACGACUCUGAGAUCUUGGAGGCGUAUGAUCUGUUGUAUGAGACUAUUGCCCACCACGGCCCCUUUGACGGGGUCCUUGGCUUCUCACAUGGGGGAACCUUGGCUGCAGGGUUCCUCAUUCACAACGCCAAAAUAUCGCCACAGGAGCCGCCUCUCUUUCGGUGUGCCAUCUUUGUCAAUUCUUUGCCACCGUUUCGUAUGCACCCGGGCGAAUAUCCUGUUAUAGAUGAGGGGCUUGAGGGCUACAUCAACCUUCCCUGUGUGCAUGUUGCAGGGGCCAAGGAUCCUUUGUUUGAAUGCUCACUUGCACUUCACCGAAUCUGUGACCCACAAUGCUCUGAAUUCGUGGUGCAUGGAAAGGGCCAUGAUAUUCCUACUGACCGGAAGAAUGUCGCCAUCCUGGCCACCGCAAUCCGAAGACUAUCGGUGACGAUGGGGAGGGAUGUGACAAUAGCCAUGUAA
Penicillium maclennaniae is the source of this 687-nucleotide messenger RNA. Its product is annotated as putative DUF341 family oxidoreductase. Bases 1 to 687 code for a protein of 228 amino acids. The transcript is spliced from 3 exons. The record is from RefSeq and is a predicted model, not a curated record. Lineage: Eukaryota; Fungi; Ascomycota; Eurotiomycetes; Eurotiales; Aspergillaceae. Gene Ontology annotation, cellular component: cytoplasm; nucleus.